AUGCCACCGACGGCGUGGACGCGCGAGCUCACGUUUGCGCUCAAUGGCACUAAAGUUGUGCUGCAGGAAGGUAGCGUCGGCCAGCUGCGGCUCGUCGACUACAUCCGGAACGUCGCGCGGCUCACAGGCACCAAAGUCGCGUGCGGCGAGGGCGGCUGCGGCGCGUGCACCGUCGUGCUUCGUCAUCAAAGCGUGACAUCGUCGCAGCUCGUGACGCGCGCCGUCAACGCGUGCUUGAUGCCGCUCGCUGCCGUCGACGGCAUGGAAGUGCUCACGGUUGAGGGCGUCGGCAGCACCAAGACAGGCCUCCACCAAGUGCAAAAGACGCUCGUUGAAAAGUCGGGCAUGCAAUGCGGGUACUGCACGCCGGGCUGGGUCAUGAACAUGGUCGAGCUGCUCCAAACCAACGAAUCGCCGACGCAGGCUGCGAUUGAAGACCACUUUGACGGCAACCUCUGCCGCUGCACGGGGUACCGGCCGAUUCUCGCGACCAUGCACUCGUUUGGUUCCAAGAGCCUAGCGUACGAAGACGAGAACGACGAUGCAUACAGCGGUGAAGACGACUACGAGUUUCUCGAUCCUGCUUGCGAUCGUUCCGAGUCGACGCGUGCGGCAAAGGGAUGCAACACGUCCUGCGCCGACUGCCCGCACAAGGCCAACAGCAAUGGAGUACUCGACAUGGAGGACUUGCGACCCGAUGUGACGUUUGACCGGGCGUCGCAGGCGCCGCCGCCACCGUUCAUUGCCGACUACACGCCCGUGCCGCUGUGCUUUGCCGACGGAGACCGCACGUGGUACCGUGUGCUGACACUCGAGCAACUAGCGGAGGUGCACACGCUGCAUCCCAAGCAAGACGUCAUGCUCGUGGGCGGCCUCACGUCACGGGGCGUGGCCAAGUACUUGAACAGCAGCGCGCCGUACCGACACGUCGAGUUUUCGCCUGUCCUUGUCGACAUUACGCACGUUCCAGCCUUGAAAACUAUGAGCGUGCUCGAGAAUAGCGUCGUCGUCGGCGCCGCCGUAACACUCAACGAGCUGCUGCUGAAGCUCUCGAUCGUCGACUCGGACCCGCUGCACGUGCUCGCCAUGCACAUUCGCCGCAUCGCCAACAACCAAGUGCGCAACGCGGCCACGUGGGCCGGCAACCUCGCACUCGCGCGGACGUACCCGUCGUUUCCGUCCGAUUUGGUCGUGGGCCUUGCAGGGAUUGGUGCCACCCUCGACGCGCAGGUCAACGGCGCCAUCCAGACGCUCUCGGUGCUCGAGUACCUCGCCCUCCCAAAGCAAGAUACCAUUGUUUUGGUCGCGAUGACGCUGCCAAUUUUGGCGCACCCCGUGACGUUUCUCUGCCACAAGGUCGCCCAGCGCGCAGUCAACGCGCACUCGCACGUCAACGGCGCCGUGCUGCUCGUGACCAACGGGGAUCAUGUCGUCCAGCGUGCGACCGUCGUCUUUGGCACCGCCGUGGGUCGCGUCGUGCAGUGCACCGAGACCCAAGCCUUUGUGCGAGACAAGGUGCUCUCGGAAGACCACUUGCACGCGUCGUUGUCGAUCCUUUUGAAAGACACGGCCGCGCACCGCGACUCGUUCGAAGCGUCGGUGUUGCAAGCGUUUUGGUACAAGUCGUGGCUCCACGCACUGCCGACGCUCUCGUCCAAGACGUUAGCGUCGGCCGUGCCCGAGAUGCCCCGGGCCGUCUCGUCGGGCACCCAGUCGUUUCCAGUGCACAAAUCGACGGCGCCGGUGGGUGAGCCGAUUCCAAAGCUUGCGUCCAAGCUCUUGGCGACGGGGGAAGCGCGCUUUGUCGCGGAUUUGGCGCCGCCGCCAGGCAUGCUCUACGGCGCCUACGUGUACGCGACCAAGGCCCUUCAGCGCGUGGUGCAUAUCGACGCAGGGCCGGCGCUGGCCAUUCCCGGUGUUGUCGACGUCGUGACGGCCGACGACGUGCCGGGCGAGAACGCGACGGGCGACGGCAACGAACCUCUCUUCGUGCCGACGCGGGGACCGGCGCUGUACGUCGGCGCGCCUCUCGGCCUCGUCGUCGCCACAUCAGCAUCGAUUGCGCAACAUGCGGCGGCGUGCGUGCGCGUGACGUAUGCGCCACUGGUCAACGAUCCCUUUUGGAAAGUGGACGCGCCGGUGAUCACGGUGGCGCAGGCGCGGGCGGCGCAAACGCUCGUGCGACCGACGCCCGCGACGCCCAACCCGAUCCAAAUGAGUGGCAGCGACGACAAUAUUGCGCAAAAGUUGGAGCGCGCCCCACACAUACUCUCUGGAUCCGUCGACAUGGGCUCGCAGCGCCACAUGUACAUGGAGCCCCAAGCAACAUCGGCGCAUCCGGGCGAAGACGACGCAAUGGUGCUGCACGCGUCGUGUCAAAAUCCUUCCUUCGUGCAGAAGCGCGUCGCGUUACUGCUGAACGUGCCCCAGCACGCGGUUACGAUUGAAAUGAAGCGCGCAGGCGGCGGCUUUGGCGGCAAACUCAGUCGCAACAUCCUCAAUGCGGGCGCGGCCGCUGUCGCAGCCUCCAAGCUGGGCGUGCCCGUCCAAGUCGUCAACGACCGCAACACGGACUUUCAGAUGAUUGCCGGUCGCGAGGCCAUGGUGGGCGAGUACACGGUCGGGUUCGAUGACGCGGGACGCAUCACCGCGCUCGACGUGCAGCUGCACUGUGCGCUCGGCGGCUACGCAGGCGACAACAUGGGCGACAUCACGAUGGCCGUCAUGUGGGCAGAUGGCGCCUACUUCAUUCCCCACAUGCGGUGCGAGGCCUAUCUCUACAUGACGAAUACGCCAACGUGCACGUCGGUGCGGGCGCCCGGCGUGCCCAACACGACGCUGCUGCUUGAGAUCGUCGUGCACCACAUCGCGGCGACGCUCCAGAAACCUGUGGGCUGGAUCCAAGCCCGCAACAUGCUGCACGAUGGCCUCACGACACCGUACGGCCAAGUGCUCUCGAACGUGACGCUGCCACGUAUUUGGGACCGGCUCCGGGACAGCGCCGACGUGCUCCGGCGCAAGGAAAAGGUCGCGUACUUCAACGCCAACAAUCGCUGGAAGAAGAAGGGUCUCUCAAUGACGCCGGUCAAGUACGGCAUGGGCAUCUCGGGCCUCAAGUACGGCGCGAGUGUCUCGAUCUUUAGCGGCGAUGGCACUGUGCUCGUCACCCACGGCGGCUGCGAAAUCGGACAAGGUAUUGAUACCAAGGCUGCACAAAUGGCGGCCUACGCCCUUGGCCUUCCGCUCCACAUGGUGCGCGUGCGGGCCACGAGCACGGACCUCGUGCCCAACAGCGACGCGACCGGCGGCUCGAGCACGUCCGAGUCGAUCGCGCGCUCCGUGCGUGCGGCCUGCAAGACGCUCAACGCCCGUCUCGCACCAAUUCGCGCGGCGCAUCCCGACGUCCAGGACUGGGCGGCACUCGUGGCCCUCGCCCAUGACGAGGGCGUUCACCUCGCAGCGUCCGCGCAGCCGCGCACGACCAGCAACGAGACGUUCGACUACUUUGUGUACGCAGCCGCGGCGUCCGAGGUGGAAGUCGACGUUCUCACGGGCGAAGUGUCGCUCGUGCGCACGGAUAUCAUGUACGACUGCGGCGUGUCGUUGAAUCCUGCGAUCGACAUUGGCCAGAUCGAAGGCGCGUUGGUGAUGGCGCUCGGCUUCUUCUUCCAGGAAGAAGUGCUCUACGACCCACACGGCGUCCUGCUCUCGUCGGGCACGUGGGAGUACAAGAUCCCGUCGACCAAAGAUAUCCCGCAGCAGCUCCACGUGACGCUUCUCGACAAGUCGGAGAACGAACAAGGCAUCAUGAGCUCGAAAGCGGUCGGCGAGCCGCCGUUCCAGCUCGCCAACUCGAUCUACUUUGCGAUCAAAGACGCAAUCGCGCACAGCCGUGACGAGCGCGGUCUCCACGAGUUCUUCCAGCUCGACUUGCCAGCGACGGUCAAGCGCCGACAGCAAGCGGCCAACGUGACCCCCGCCACCGACUAUCGCGUCUAGGCCGCUUGACGUUCCAGUCUAGGGGCAU
Molecule: messenger RNA, 4027 nt
Organism: Saprolegnia parasitica CBS 223.65
Lineage: Eukaryota; Oomycota; Saprolegniomycetes; Saprolegniales; Saprolegniaceae
Exons: 12
Coding region: 1-3999 (1332 amino acids)
Molecular function (GO): FAD binding; oxidoreductase activity; 2 iron, 2 sulfur cluster binding
Source: RefSeq, a predicted model, not a curated record